GUGGUGUCGCUGAGCAUCGCUGAGUUCUGCAGUUCAUGCAUGUAAUGGAAGGGAAGUGAAUUGUGUAUUAAUCGGUCUUAAUUAAGCGGAAUUAGCAGAAUAUAGGUAUGGCUGAUCAUCAGGAUCAGAAUGAUACAGCAGUGGAUGAGGUGACUGCUGCAGGUUCGGCAGAUGUAGAGCAUGAUGAAGAACUAGACGCAUUAUUAAGUAGUGCUUUAAAUGACUUCGACAAACUUCCACCCAGCAGAACAGUCGAUAAUACAAGCUGCAGUGAUACAAGUACCAAAAGUGAGACAGUGGAUGCAAAAUGGUCAGAAGAAUUUAUCAAACAAGCAGCUGUUCAGUUUGAGCAGAAUAUGCAGGCCCUUUUGUCACAAAGUGGUAAUUCCUCUGAUAUUGUAACCCCUGAUCAUCUGGGGGCCAACUUCCAAAAAAUUGCAGAAGCUGCUGCUAAAGCAAUAACUGAUGAACCUGGUGCCAGUGAUGGUGAAUUUGCAUCAGCAAUUUCACAGACUCUCAAAAAUCUCUCUGAGGGUGCAGAGAAUUUGCAGUCUCAGUUCUCAGAAGAGGACAUUGCAAACAUUUUCAGUGGUCUUGGAAUAGCUGAAGGAUCAGAAGGUGGAGAUUUCCUCCCAUUCAUGCAACAAAUGAUGCAGUCACUACUUUCAAAAGAUAUUCUUUAUCCAGCACUUAAGGAUAUUGUUGAUAAGUAUCCUGCAUGGCUGGAAGAGAAUCGGCCGAAGCUUGAGCCUUCGGAGUUUGAAAGGUUCAGCAAACAGAAAACACUGAUGGAGCAGGUGUGUGCAGAGCUGGAAAAAGAGUCAAGCUCUGACAGCCAGGAGGAAAAGAAAAGGAGGUUUGACACAAUCCUCGAUCUCAUGCAGAAAAUGCAAGAUUGUGGUCAGCCACCAAAGGAUUUGGUGGGGGACUUAGGAUCUGUGGUGACUUUUGAUGAACAUGGCAAUCCUCGUCUGCCUGGUCUGGAGUCAGGGGCAACUGAUCCCUCGCAAUGCUCAGUCAUGUGACGUAGAGUCCCAUGCACUUUGUUUUUAACUAGAGGCUGUGUUUGCCUAAUGGUAACUACUGUUAAAGUUUUAUAUAGUUUGGUUAGAAGCUUUAUGGUUAAACCAGUUGCCACACAAUACUCUUCUAAAAGAGAACUGGUACAUGAAGUUUUAUUAUGUAAAUGAUAUUGUGCUACUGUUUUUUUUUCUUGAGCUCUGGAAUGUAUGAAAUAAAACAAGUUUGUAUGAGAAAUGAAAGGAAAUGUAUUGAAACUUGCCAGAGCCAGGUCCAGUGAGAGAACAAUGAAAAUACUUGGUACUUUUAUAUUUAUUUUCCAGGAAUAUGGAUUCUAAAUCUUUACUACAGCAACACAAUACCAGCUUUGUUCUAAUGUUGCCUGAGAGGUCAUUUAAACUUGUGCAUUAUUGAAGUAAUGUUUCCUCCUCUUGUGACAUUACAGUAAUGAACCCUAAUCAUCGUUUUGCAGCAGAAAUAUCACUUCUGUUACAUCCUUUGUAGAUAUAAGCAUCAUGUUGAGGAAUUGUAUGGCCAGUUGUCAUUGUGUUAGCUGUCCAGGAGAAAUGGUAUCAUUGAGUUGGCUUAGGUUAUAGCACUUCUGACUUGUAGGCAGAAUUUGCGUGGUUCAAUUCUGAGUCAGGAAACUGAAUAUCCUGAUUGAAGUUUUCUUGGAUUUACUCAGUCCCUCCAGGCAAAUGCUGGGAUGCCUUCAAAUAGGCAACAGAUGCUUUCUUCUGUAUUCUUUUUCAUUCAUCACACAUUAAUCAUCAUACCAUUUGAUACUACAUAGUUAGAGCUACUGACAGCUUUCUUAAAUAAAGUAAGUAAAUAAAAUUAGUGUGUUUUGGUGGUAGAAGACAGAUUUUCGUGUCAUGACAGAAACUUCUGGAAUCUUGUUUACUUGCUAAAUAUAAUAUUGCGAUCUACACUGUUCCUUCAUUCACAGUGGGUGUUCAGUGCCCUUGGGGUCAAUUUUUAUUACAGCUGUAGAAUUGAAAGAAGUGAAGUAUCUGAGUGAGGGACUGAAGGUUGUAUGAGAAACAGAACAAAUGGGGAAUCAUGCUGCAUCCAGCAAGUUUGAUAUGAAUGAAAGUUGUGUGUGAGAGUGAGGAAUAAAAAGUCUGCUGUACCACAAGUAGAACACUGAACAGUGUAAGAUGUAUGUGAGAAUGAUGAUAUUCUGGAUAGCAGUAUUUUAAAUUUUCAUGCCUUUGGGUGUUAUUGGCUAUCAGAUGGGCUUAUAUAGGUUCCUAGAAUUGGACUAGCAAAAGUGUUAUAAUUUAUUGUUUGUUUUUACUUAUGGAAAUAAACAACUGGGGCAUGCAUAUUCAGCUUAAAUGUA
Messenger RNA from Cryptotermes secundus, 2365 nucleotides. RefSeq names its product peroxisomal biogenesis factor 19 (gene Pex19). Lineage: Eukaryota; Metazoa; Arthropoda; Insecta; Blattodea; Kalotermitidae. Gene Ontology annotation, cellular component: peroxisome; peroxisomal membrane. Bases 108 to 1025 code for a protein of 305 amino acids. The transcript is spliced from 7 exons. Gene Ontology annotation, biological process: protein import into peroxisome membrane. The record is from RefSeq and is a predicted model, not a curated record.